Molecule: messenger RNA, 1422 nt
Organism: Arabis nemorensis
Lineage: Eukaryota; Viridiplantae; Streptophyta; Magnoliopsida; Brassicales; Brassicaceae
Source: the annotation of a GenBank genome assembly
AUGUUUCCAAUCUCAUCUUCCCCACCUCCACAGGCCAUGGUCAUAGCUCCCUAUCGGACUCCGUCCCCUCCUCGUCCUCGUGUUGUGGAGAAAUUGAUGCAUAAGAAUGACUUGAAUUGUUAUUGUCAAAGGUUAAGCAUACCAAUGCCAGUGUAUGAAUCAACAAGUGAAGGUUAUGAUCAUGCUCCGAGAUAUAGAGCUACUGUUUCUGUUGGUAAACGAAGCUUUACUUCUCAGAAUAUGUUCUCGAAUCGGAAAUCUGCAGAGCAAGAUGCUGCUAAGGUUGCAUUACAACAUUUGCUUGAUGAAGAUGAAGCUAAUGCAACGAAACUACGCUUGUAUCUUCGCAAGCUCGUAUGUCAGGAAAAAGUUCGUUCCAAGAUGAUAUUGAACGAGUUUCUUGUCAAGAAUAAGAUGGAAUGCAUAUAUAAGACAGUUCAAGUUGAAAACCCUCCUGUGUUUGUUUCGUCUUUGGCACUAAAUGGUACUUGUUAUAAAGGGAAAGCUGCUAAGAAUAAGAAAGAAACUGAGCAACUAGCUGCACUUGCCGCUAUCCUCUCCCUAUUAGAUGAUCCUACAUAUGCUACAAUGAUGUAUGAAGUUUUGAAGUCCAAAUUUAGUGUUUGUUCCGCGUUUUAUGAGCCCAAGGACAUACCUAAUACUCGUGAUUGUUCAGUCACCAGCAACGAAUUCAAGGCUACCACUUCCAACAGUGAUGUGAUACCUCUUAAUCAGCAGAACUCGUCGAGCAAGCCAAGCAGUUCCAAAAUCUCAGUCAAUGAAAAAUUGCUACAGGCCAAUAAUACAAAGGAGCAAAGGAGUUCUGAAAUCUUGGUCAACAAGAACAAGCAAGAUUUGGCAAUGUCACUGCCCCAGAUAGAGAAGCAAGGUGCUCCUGGAGCCUUGAAUGGUACUGGUCUCCCCACUGAAGCAGUGACCAUUUCAAGGAGUUCGUACGUUAAUCUGCCAGUAACUCGACUAUUGUUCUCAGAACCACAACAUGGUACAAAAAUGCCAUCAUUAGUAAACUUAGAGGAGCAAAGGGGAUCUGCAAUAUUGGUCAACAUGAGCAAGCAAGAUUUGGUAAAAUCACUGCCUCAGACAGAGAAGCAAGGUGGUCGCGAAGUCUUAGAUGGUAAACGAGGUGAUGCUGGUCUCCCGACUGAAGCAGUGACCAUUUCAAGGUGUUCUUACGUUAGUCCUUCAAUAACUCGACCAUUGUUCUCAAAACCACAACAUAAAACCCAAUUGCCAGAGCCAGCACAAUCGACCCCUCAGCAAAUCAGUGUCCCAAUAGAGUUUGUGCCAGCAGCAGCAUCCGAUCCGCCUUAUGAUCCGAUCUCUUGUAGAAAGCGAGAAAGGAACAAGAAGAGAGCGGAAAAGAGGAAGGCAAACAAGAGAUUGCGAACUGAAAACAAGUAA